This is a messenger RNA of Heterostelium album PN500, 1014 nucleotides long. RefSeq lists its product as uncharacterized. The record is from RefSeq and is a predicted model, not a curated record. The coding region runs from base 1 to 1014 and encodes 337 amino acids. Lineage: Eukaryota; Evosea; Eumycetozoa; Acytosteliales; Acytosteliaceae. The transcript is spliced from 2 exons.
AUGUCAGAAUUUUUUGAUGUCUCAGUAUUGAUGAAUACUUUAAAAGUAAAAAGUUUCAUUGAUAAUAUAGUUACAGGUACUUUUGAUGUAAAGGUUACAGUUCACAGACAAUAUCAAGUGACAAAGGAAGAAACGAUAAUGCAUUCACUAUUGAAAUUCAAUAAUGAACGAUCUUCGAGGAUCAAUGUACCAUUCACAGCACCACUUACCGAUGACACUGUAAUUAGAGUUAAAGUCAAUCAAUCCACUGAGUACAAUCAACAUGAAAUCGGAUUGAGUAUGGUCGGUGGACACCCAACACUGGUUCGUCACUACGAGCAAGAGAUCGAAUUUGAACACCCCGGAUAUAGAUUCUACAACUACUCAGAUAAAGAGAACAACCACAAUACUGAGUGGCCAGCGAUCGAUAGCUAUUCAAUUGAUAGUCUGACUACACACUACUUUGUUCCUCAGACCUCAAGUUACAUUGGGGACAAUAGAAGAUCCUAUAGUUUUUAUACUUCAAGAGAAGUUAAGAAUUUAGAACAAUUUGCAGAUAUAAUAUGCAAUACAGCUUUGAAAAUGAAUGCCUUCUACAUUAUCAUGUACUAUACCGAUCAGGAUAACAAAGACUACCCGAUUAGAGUGUAUAGAGAUGAGAUUUCAGAUUUCGAUACACACGAACUAUUAGAAAGCAUUAGACUAGGUUAUCAACAUUGGAGACAUUUGGCUUAUAAUAGAUCGUCUUUGGAAGUGACAAAGAUGAAACAAGUGUUAGACCUUACUAGAUUUAGAGUUAUCUCCCCUCAAAGUGAUCCUGUAUAUGAUGACAACGAGUAUGACAAUAAUUUUAACGACGAUGAUGACGACAUCUAUGACAAUGAUUUUAACAACGAUGACGACACCUAUGACUACGAUUAUGACCUCACUAUAGACUUGGGUGGUGGCAACACUUAUACCCACACUUAUACCUACACUUAUCAAUUGAGUACAAUGACCAUUCAAUCAGUCACACUUAAACAACCCCACGAUUAA